This is a messenger RNA of Oncorhynchus mykiss (rainbow trout), 1035 nucleotides long. It is a transcript of the gene hsd17b8, whose product is annotated as hydroxysteroid 17-beta dehydrogenase 8. Lineage: Eukaryota; Metazoa; Chordata; Actinopteri; Salmoniformes; Salmonidae. The record is from RefSeq and is a predicted model, not a curated record. Gene Ontology annotation, biological process: fatty acid biosynthetic process. Gene Ontology annotation, molecular function: oxidoreductase activity, acting on the CH-OH group of donors, NAD or NADP as acceptor; quinone binding.
CAGAUAUGAGCUCAAACAAAACCUGUCCUGUGGCGCCAUCUCCUGGAUCAAGAGAGAACGAGUCGGUCUUCAACGACAACCAUCAUGGCGGCCACCACACGGCUCAUAUCAAGGUUGACUGUUGUCACGGGAGGGGGCAGCGGGAUUGGCCGAGCCGUAUGCCAGCGAUUUGCUUCCGAGGGUGCCAUAGUGGUGGUCGCUGACAUCAGCGAGGAGUCAGCCAAUCAGACCCUGGACAGCCUGAACCAUGACCACAAAGGGCAGGAUCACAUGGCGUCUGCUGUGGAUGUUUCAUCAAGGGAGAGUGUAGAGAAACUACUCACAAGCAUACAGUGUCGGUACUUCCAGCCUCCCUCGGUAUGUGUGAAUGCUGCAGGGAUCACUCGGGAUGAGUUCCUCCUGAAAAUGGAGGACGAGGACUUUGACAAGGUUAUCCAAGUCAACCUAAAGGGUACAUUCCUCCUGACUCAGGCUGUUGGCAAGGCUCUGGUUGCCUGUGGAGCUCCUAAAGGCUCCAUUAUUACCGUGGGCAGCAUUGUGGGCAAGGUGGGCAAUAUUGGACAGGCAAACUACUCUGCUUCCAAAGCAGGUGUGGAGGGCCUGACCAGAACUGCAGCCAAGGAGCUGAGCAGAUAUGGGAUCCGGUGUAACUGUGUGCUUCCAGGGUUUAUAACCACACCCAUGACUGAUAAAGUACCAGAGAAAGUAAUCAGUCAGCUUACGUCCAUGGUGCCACUGGGGAGGAUGGGAGAGCCUGCAGAGGUAGCUGAUGUAUGUGCCUUUCUGGCUUCGGAUGACUCUCGCUACAUCACUGGAACCAGUAUUGAAGUAACAGGAGGCCUUUUCAUUGGCUGAGACAACAGUCCAUCAUCCUCAUUAAGACCAAUGAGGCAAGUUCCCAUCUCGGUCCAGGAAUGGAGUAUCGCUUCAACGUUCACAUUGUGCCUUCGCUUGUAAUAAUGCAACUGAUUGUUUUGUAAAUCUAGUCAAUAUGUACAAGGUAAAUGUGCAAUAAAUGAAAACCAAUGUUUGUAA